Molecule: messenger RNA, 2612 nt
Organism: Vombatus ursinus (common wombat)
Lineage: Eukaryota; Metazoa; Chordata; Mammalia; Diprotodontia; Vombatidae
Product: SUN domain-containing protein 2-like
Exons: 12
Coding region: 3-1379 (458 amino acids)
Biological process (GO): nuclear envelope organization
Cellular component (GO): nuclear envelope; meiotic nuclear membrane microtubule tethering complex
Molecular function (GO): protein-membrane adaptor activity
Source: RefSeq, a predicted model, not a curated record
GCAUGGACCCAGAGAGAUCUCCAGGCAAAUAUAGAAAGAAGUGUCCAACAAGAGAAGGAGCUUUUGCACUUGGAAGAAGUUGCUCCUCUUCGUCUUGGGAAUGCUGUUCUUUGUGGCUUCGCUGGCUUAUGGUGCUUGGUGUUUCUACCCCUAUGGACUACAGACCUUCCACCCUGCUAUGCUCUCCUGGUGGACAGCCCGUGGUAGCAGCAGGAGAGAGGACAGGUGGGAACCAGCACAGUCCCCCUCGUAUUUCCAGUGGGGUGACUCUGGGAACCCGAGGAGUCUCCACAAACUGGCCAGCACAGCCCAGACUAGCAGACUUUACCAAGCUGGGAAGACGUGAAGGCCAUGUGCAUAUCAUGUUGGCUGCCCACCAGAAGCUUAUCCACCAGGAGCUGGAAAGUGAGGUGGUGCAGAAGACAUCUGAGUGGCACGGUUCUUCCCAAGAGGAGAAAAGGCCAAAGGAGAUGGAUUCCCUAGAGGCCCAGCUGGUUGGCUUGAGGCAGGAGCUGGUGGCCUUGAGCCAGAGGCAAGCUGAGGUGCAAAAAGAAUUACACCUUUGGCCAGAGAAGAUGGUGGCCCUGCGCAAUGAGGUGGAGUCUAAGGUCCCUGGUUGGAUUCAGCAGGUCCUUGGUAUUAAGCAAGAGGAGGUGCAGGCCCAGCUUCAUGACCUGGAGCACAGAAUUGUGAGUCAUGUGGCCCAAGAGUGGCCCAAGUCUGUGAGCAAAGCUGCUGCCAUCUUAAGACUGAGCCUUCUGAAGGAAGGAAUGACCACCGGUGUGACAAAGGAGGAAGUGAAUCAGAUCAUUAAGGAGGCCCUGAAAGAACACAGUGAAGAUCGCAUCGGGCUUGUGGAUUAUGCCCUGGAGUCCUCAGGAGCCAGCAUUGUCAGUAGCCGCUCCUCAGAGACAUACGGCAUCAGGACGGAGUGGUCUGCCCAUUUCACUCUGUUGGGCAUCCCAUUGUGGCGCUAUUUCCAGUCGCCAAGAGUCAUCCUCCAGCCAGACGUCUACCCUGGCAACUGCUGGGCAUUCCGGGACCCCCGGGGCUUUGUCGUGGUGCACUUGUCUGGCGGCAUCCAGCUCACUGCCGUCACUUUGGAGCACGUGCCCAAAGCCCUGUCCCCAAACAGUGACAUCCCCAGUGCCCCAAAGGACUUUGUCAUCUUGGGUCUCAAUGAAGAUUCCCAGGUGGAGGGGGUUGCCCUGGGGCAGUUCACCUAUGAGAAUGCUGGGGAGGCCAUUCAGACCUUCCCCUUUCAGGGCAACAGCACAGCUCCAUACCAACUGGUAGAGCUUCGAGUAUUGAAUAACUGGGGUCACCCGGACUAUACCUGCAUUUACCGUUUCCGGGUCCAUGGCAAGCCUGCCAAUUAGCACCUCCCUCCGGGAUCCCUUCACCCUUUCCUCCUUCUACCACCAGCAAGCAGCUCUCCCACCUCCUCCUCCCUCCCCCAGGCUCAUUCCCUUCUGGCCGCUGAGACAUCUGGGAGAGAGACAAAAGGUGGGAGCCCACCUCUGUGGAGCCAUCUUGUCCCACCCAGACCUCUCUGAUAUGGACUAGACCACCAGCUGAGCGAUUUCUCUUUCAAUCCCCAUCAUCUGCAGGGUCAGGUUGCCCAGCUUCCUGCCAGGCCCUGCCCACCUCCAAGAGGUGUAGAAAUAGUUUUCUAUUAUGUGUUGGGGGUGUGGUAGGGACUAAUGAAGACCUUGCUAUGCUCAGCAGCAGUCCCACAGAAACACAGCUUACACCACCUUGGCUCUAGGGCAAUGACAAAUUGGGCAGCUGCAAAGGGCAGACUGGUAGCCAGUCUGACAUGGGCAUGCUCCAGUAGGUGGCUAAUGCCACUCUCCAGGGGAACUUGCAUGAUUCCCUUCACCACCGGCCAUGAUGGGUGCCAUCUUUGAAAUGGGAAGUAACUGGGAAUGACCACACUUGUCUUGGCUUUUGAUUCUGACAAGGCCAACAGCCUGGAUUUGAGGGAAGUUCUGCAUCCAGGAUCGUGUGAAGUGGCAUUUAGAAACAGUAUGGCAGCUGGGGGUGUAGCCAUGGCUUGGUGGCCCCUUGUACCUCCUGGGGCUUCAUUUAGAGAGGACUGGAAGGUUUCAGGUGUGUGGGAAAGGAAGUAUUAUUAGACAGAGAAUUACUGAUGGAUUAGAGAAUGCUGAAAGGGAGGUGGGCUCAGAGUGCAGCCAGGAGCCAUGGGGAGAGGGCCUUCCCUUAUGCUGCUGGUACCAAGUUUCUCCUGCCUGCCCUCAAGUAUCCAGAGACCCUACUUCUCCAGUCUAGCUAUGGCUUCAUCCACCUCCUGACCUGGACUUCAGUCACUGUGCUGUGUCUCCUUUGGGACCAUCAGCUAAUGUGCUUGUGACUAUGCUGAGCAGGAGACUGGCCGGGAUCCUGUUGAGAUUGGCCCUUGCCUUGCCCUGUCUAGGGCUGGUGUUGAGCUGAUGCUGCCCUGUAUCCCUGGGGCAGACGUGACAUGGCCCAGGUGCCUCUGCGGGGAAACAGGCCAUUGGAGACUCAUCAGGCUCUUGCUCUGCACUUGGAUUCUAGUUCCUUUUGGGACAUGUUAUCACAUGGGCAGGUGUUAAGUUGAUUGGGAUAGG